Molecule: messenger RNA, 725 nt
Organism: Morus notabilis
Lineage: Eukaryota; Viridiplantae; Streptophyta; Magnoliopsida; Rosales; Moraceae
Exons: 3
Coding region: 37-270 (77 amino acids)
Source: RefSeq, a predicted model, not a curated record
AUUUUGGGAAAAAGGCCUGAUUGUAGAGAGAGAGAGAUGGGGCAGUGCUUUGCUUGCUUGGACGAAGGCAAGAAGGAGCAGGGGAAAGAAGAAGAAAGAUUGGCCUCCGCAGAAGCCCGUGCCAAAGCUGCCGAAGCUGCCCAAAGACGGCAAGAGCAGUUCGAGAAGUCUGCGGCCGGAAGAGCUGCACGUGCACAGCAACAGGCGGCCGCAAAGCAAGCAGCGAACUCUAAUAGAGGCGAACCAGUUUUAAAGUGGCAAAUGGGAUAAGGAUAAGCAUGGUAUCUGUCCUACAGCUGUUUAUAGUAAGUUGAAUGUCUCGCAUAUAUAUGCAUGAUGCAUGUACGCUAUUAGGAAAUCUCAUUGAUAAUAUGUGAAAGCGCUGAAGCACUGUACUGCAUUAGUGGUUGUGCUAAAAAUAUUUGGUGGCCCGUGUCCUUCCUGAAGACACAAUGUCACUGUUUCCUUGUAUCUGAGAUUUUCUCAGUCAGGAAAAAAAAAAAAAAAAAAAAAAAAAACCCAUUUGUGCACCAUUCACAAACAGGUUUUCAUGAAAUUAGUCAAUUACAUGGUAUUGGGGGAGUGAUACUGUUUGAUAUACUUGGGACUUUGUUCUUUUACUUAUCAGACAUCAUCUGUGUUGUGUGUAUACCCUGUAUUGCUAGCAUCCAAGGAAAAUUUUGUUAUCAAACUUUGUGUUAUAUUUCUUAUAAAGAUAUUUUUAU